AUGGACGAGUGUGGUUUUACUCCUAUCUUCCUGUUUGGUACAGAAACACAUUUUGUUAAACAAAACGUUUACACAUGCAAAGUUCUUGGAAGUGAAUUGACUUCUCAAUUUUCAUUGCAGUGGAGAAUUGAUGACAAACCAGUAAAAAUUGACAAGUGGGAUGGAUCAGCUGUGAAAAAUUCUUUGGAUGAUUCUGCCAAAAAGGUUCUCUUGGAAAAGUACAAGUAUGUGGAGAAUUUCUGUUUGAUUGAUGGCCGCCUCCUCAUCUGCACAGUCUCCUGUCUCUUUGCCAUCGUGGCUUUAAUUUGGGACUAUCUGCAUCCCUUUCCCGAAUCUAAACCUGUUCUUGCAUUCUGUGUGGUAUCUUAUUUUGUGAUGAUGGGAAUCCUGACCGUCUAUACCUCAUACAAGGAGAAGAGCAUCUUCCUGGUAGCACAUAGAAAAGAUCCUGCAGGAAUGGACCCUGAUGACAUCUGGCAACUCUCCUCCAGUCUAAAAAGGUUUGAUGACAAAUACACCCUGAAACUGACUUUCAUCAGUGGGAAAACCAAACAGCAGAGGGAAGCAGAGUUCACCAAAUCCAUCGCGAAAUUCUUUGAUAACAAUGGAACAUUAGUCAUGGAAGCCUUUGAACCGGAAAUCUCCAAGCUUCAUGACAGUUUGGCCACGGAAAGAAAAACAAAAUAACAAUUCCAAUGGUCACCUUCCUGCUGGGAUCAUGCUAAAUUAAUGCCAAUAAAGUGAAUUAGCAAAGAA
Messenger RNA from Pelodiscus sinensis (Chinese soft-shelled turtle), 756 nucleotides. Lineage: Eukaryota; Metazoa; Chordata; Testudines; Trionychidae. The record is from RefSeq and is a predicted model, not a curated record.